Messenger RNA from Schizophyllum commune H4-8, 2137 nucleotides. Its product is annotated as glucose-inhibited division protein A subfamily. Lineage: Eukaryota; Fungi; Basidiomycota; Agaricomycetes; Agaricales; Schizophyllaceae. The coding region runs from base 6 to 2006 and encodes 666 amino acids. Gene Ontology annotation, molecular function: flavin adenine dinucleotide binding. The transcript has 13 exons. Gene Ontology annotation, biological process: tRNA wobble uridine modification; tRNA methylation. Gene Ontology annotation, cellular component: cytosol. The record is from RefSeq and is a predicted model, not a curated record.
CCAUCAUGCUGCUGUCCCGCGCGCGUGCCUGCCGUAGCUUGCGACCUGCGCUGCACCGAUAUCUGUCUACUGGCACUUAUGACGUCUGUGUCAUUGGAGGCGGACAUGCUGGCUGUGAGGCUGCUGCAGGCGCCGCGCGCACUGGCGCACGCACGAUACUACUCACACAAAACCCUGCCACUAUUGGGGAAAUGUCCUGCAACCCCUCGAUCGGUGGUGUAGGCAAGGGCACUCUCGUCCGCGAAGUCGACGCGCUAGGCGGCCUGAUGGGUCGCGUCGCAGACAAGGCCGGAAUACAGUUCCGCAUACUAAACCGGUCUAAAGGCAUGGCCCUAUGGAGCCCGCGAGCUCAAAUGGACCGUGUGUUGUAUAGGACGAAUAUGCAAGGAACGCUCAACAACUAUCCAAACCUCGACGUACGGGCGGGCAGUGUAUUCGACCUCGUCUUCGACGUCCCACCAUCCUUGAACGGUUCCCCAAGCAAGAUUGUUGGCGUCAAGCUAGACUCUGGCGACAUCAUACCGUGCUCGCAGGUGGUGAUAUGUACGGGCACCUUCCUGGGUGGCGAGAUCCACAUCGGCCUUAAGCGUUUCCCUGCGGGACGCAUGGGCGAAGCGCCGUCAAUAGGUCUCUCCGCCUCUUUGGCUGCAGCAGGCUUCAAACUCGGUCGCUUGCAAACCGGAACACCCGCACGACUAGCAAAGGACAGCAUCGACUUCUCGCAAAUGCCUGAGCAGCUCGGAGACGACCCACCUUCCCCCUUCAGCUUCUUGCAUAAAGCUGUGGAUAAUGCGGACAAUCGAAUAAGCUGCUUCAUGACCCGCACGACAUCAGAAACCCACCAAAUCAUCCGCGAUAACCUCCACCGCAGCGUACAUAUUCAGGAGACACGCAAAGGUCCUCGCUACUGCCCCUCCCUCGAAGCCAAAAUCCUCCGCUUCGCCAGCAAGACAAGCCACAACGUCUGGCUCGAGCCCGAGGGCUACGACUCCGACCUGAUCUACCCGAACGGCAUCUCCAACAGCAUGCCCGAGGACGUGCAGGAGGCGUUCGUGCGCACGAUUCCCGGUUUAGAGAACGCGAAGAUCGUGCGCCCGGCGUAUGGGGUGGAGUAUGACUUUAUUGACCCGAGGGAGCUGGGGGCGUCGUUGGAGACGAAGAGGAUUGGCGGGCUGUUUUUGGCCGGGCAGAUCAAUGGUACGACCGGGUACGAAGAGGCGGCUGCGCAAGGAAUCGUGGCGGGGAUAAAUGCGGGUCUUGCGGCAUUGGGCAAACCACCUAUGAUCAUCAGCCGCGCCGAUGGGUUCAUUGGCGUGAUGAUUGACGACCUCAUCGUAAAGGGUGCCGAAGAGCCAUACCGCAUGUUCACCUCUCGCUCCGAAUAUCGCAUGACUAUCCGGAGUGAUAACGCAGACAUGCGCCUCACGCCGCUCGGCCGGAAGGUUGGUGUGGUGGACGACGCGCGGUGGGCGGCAUAUGAGAGGGCGUGUGGAGAUGUUGAGGAGGUUACGCGGGUGUUGAAGGAGACGAGGUUGAGUCCGCAGGCUUGGGUAUCGCAUGGCAUGUCAGUACAGAGAGACGGCGUGUAUCGGAGCGGCUGGGACCUCCUUGGAUACCCCAACGUAUCGACGGCCGACCUCGUAGGUGCUAUCCCGCAGCUGGCAAACUACGACCCGCAGACGCUGGCGCGGGUGGAUAUCGAUGGUCGCUACUCGCACUACAUCUCUCGGCAGGAAGAAGACUUGAAGGACUUCCUGCAAGACGAGUCCUUCACACUCGACCCGCAGAUGGACUACGACGCUGUAGACGGGCUAAGUAGUGAAGUCAAGGAGAAGUUGGCGAAGGUGCGGCCGGCAACGAUUGGCGCCGCCCGUCGAAUGGAGGGCAUCACACCCAUCUCCAUCGUUCUUCUGAUGCGACAUGCACGGCAAAAGCCCUCACCAACGCGAGGCUGCUAUCUGCCUCAGUCUGAGACUGCACCCGAACCCAUCGCAGCAGCCGCUUGAGCUUCACCUUAUUGUUUGUUUCCCUCGUAUACUACCAUCUAUAUGUAGAUCUAUUGGACGUCCAGCACUUUCUAAUCGUGUAAUCAGAACUCCACUUUGCAGCCCUUCUUCUGGGCGUCGUCAGUGCCACU